AUGACAAGUUUCCUAAAAAGACAUUCAAGUUUAUCACAAAGAUUUGCGACCAACAUUAAACGCAACAGAGCAGCCAUUGACAAGGAAACCAUCACUGCCUACUUAGAAAACUUGAAAGAGGUGGUUAGAGACAUACCGCCCGAAAAUUUAUGGAAUUUUGAUGAGACUAAUUUAUCCGACGACCCUGGUCAAAAAAAAGUAAUAGCGAAGCGAGGUGCAAAAUACCCUGAACUUAUAAGUAAUACCUCCAAAAGCUCAACUUCUAUCAUGUUUUGUGGUAGUGCUAAGGGAGAAUUAUUACCGCCGUAUGUUGUCUAUAAAUCUAAGCAACUAUGGAAUACAUGCCAAAAGAUGACAGAUUUAACAAUAGCCCAUCAGAGUCUUGAAGCUAAGAGGCUAGAAUGGACGACAAAUGGAACUACAAGAGGACGUCGCAGGAAACUACACAUCACUUCUGGAAAAAGUGUAACUGAAGAAUUACGCACACUUUUGGAUGAUAAAGAAAAUGAAGAGUUGGCUCAACCGUCAACUUCAAAGCUACCAUGUCGCCGCAGAGAAAGUAGCGAAAGCUCUUACGCAGAAAGUAUCGACAUGUCAAUUCAUUAUUCUUCUGAUCUAGGUUCUCUUGGAGAUUUAGAAAAUCUUGAAGCUAACACUGAUACAGCGGCCGAAACUUGUAAUGAAAAUUGCAAUUUCAAACCAAUUGUGAAGGCGGUCGGUUUUUACUCUCAGAAGGUUUUGAUGGCCUUAUAUGAGAAAAAUAUUGAUUUUGUACCAUUAAUAGUCGACAUUACCAGAGGAGAACAGUAUUCUUCUUGGUUUUUGGAAUUAAACCAACGUGGUGAAAUUCCAGUUCUCAAAAUUCAUAGUGAAAUUAUACCAGAUUCCACUAGAAUUAUUGAUUACUUAGAAUACUAUGUAGAUUCGGCAUUAACACCACUAAUAAAUGUAUCAAGAGAUAGUAAAGUAAUUCAAAACAUCAAUAGGUUCCGUGAUCUUCUUGAGGCAUUACCAGCUGGUGUUAUAACAGUUGGUUCAUUUUUUCACCCUCACUUGUGUGGACGACCAAAACUGCCAUUUAUUUACCCUGUUAGGGAAGUGUUAAAAAGUGGAGAUUUGGUUAGUUUCAAAAAUAUGAGAAAAAUAGCAGAAGCAAAUCCUAAAGCAAAAAGUAUUUUGUUAUAUAAAGCUGAAAUUCAAGAAAGGAAACAUGAAAUUUUAAUAAACGAAGAGGAAUAUAAGAAAGUUUUGAAUAUAGUUGAUUCAGUACUCACUCAAGUGGAAGAACAGUUAAAAGACCAGAGUGAAGAAAAUUGGUUGUGUUGUGAAAAUUUUAGUAUUGCUGAUAUUAAUUUGGCUAUAUUACUCCAGCGUCUAUGGGAACUUGGACUAGAAGGAAGAUUUUGGACAAAUGGCAAAAGGCCUUAUAUAGAAAAUUAUUUCAGUCGUGUAAAACUUCGUGAUUCUUUCAUUAAAACUAUUCCUGGUCUACAUGUUCACUUGAAAAUGAUAAUAACGUCACAACCUCCCACUUAUAUAGCAGCAGCUGGUGUUGUAUCUGUAGGAGUUGUCAUUGCUAUUGCCUAUAUAUUAAAAAAACUCAUAUAA
Molecule: messenger RNA, 1608 nt
Organism: Parnassius apollo (apollo)
Lineage: Eukaryota; Metazoa; Arthropoda; Insecta; Lepidoptera; Papilionidae
Source: the annotation of a GenBank genome assembly